Messenger RNA from Homarus americanus (American lobster), 318 nucleotides. RefSeq names its product global transcription regulator sge1-like. The record is from RefSeq and is a predicted model, not a curated record. The transcript has a single exon. Bases 1 to 318 code for a protein of 105 amino acids. Lineage: Eukaryota; Metazoa; Arthropoda; Malacostraca; Decapoda; Nephropidae.
AUGAGUUACACCAGUAUGAGUUACACGAGUAUGAGUUACACCAGUAUGAGUUACACCAGUAUGAGUUACACCAGUAUGAGUUACACCAGUAUGAGUUACACCAGUAUGAGUUACACCAGUAUGAGUUACACCAGUAUGAGUUACACCAGUAUGAGUUACACCAGUAUGAGUUACACGAGUAUGAGUUACGAGUAUGAGUUACACGAGUAUGAGUUACACCAGUAUGAGUUACACCAGUAUGAGUUACACCAGUAUGAGUUACACCAGUAUGAGUUACACCAGUAUGAGUUACACCAGUAUGAGUUACAACCAGUAUGA